Messenger RNA from Funneliformis caledonium, 1771 nucleotides. The record is from the annotation of a GenBank genome assembly. NCBI's taxonomy places the organism in Eukaryota, Fungi, Glomeromycota, Glomeromycetes, Glomerales, Glomeraceae.
GACUAAUCUUACCGAAAGAAGCCAUUUUCUUACGAAAAUCACGUUCACGGUUGACGGUUCAAAAACAGUUGAUAAAACUUAUGAAAAUAAUGAGAUAAACUCGCUUAACGUACACGAAAUAUAUAUGGAAAGUUUGCAUUAUGGAGGAUAUCUCUUAAUCCUCCAUCGAUACAAUGAACUCAAUGAAACAUUUGAGGACCUUUAUGGUUACAUGUUUGAUAGUGAAGCUAAACUACGUGGACCUUGGCCAUUUGGUAAUCCAAUAGCGAAACCAGCUUUAGGAAGGCGCUAUGGAAUAUUAAAUAAUAAUACCCUUACUUCAUUAAAUCAAAAACCAAAUGAUCCAAUUUGGAUAAUAGAAUCAAAACCUUUAAAUAAUUUCGUUGAACUUGUACCGUAUAAAAAUCCGAACAUUCUUUCCACAGAUCCUCCAAAUAAUGAUCCUAAAAUUCCUCUAAGAAAAGCAAGCAUUACAAUUUUUUUCAAAAACGAGAUCGUUUUAUCGAAUGGAAACAUUACGAUCUUUCAAUAUCAAGAUUCAGAAUUGGUUUUGAAACAAAGUCAUCCCGGAUUACAUCCAAAUUGCAUUCUUGGAGAUGACCAUAAAUCGGUUACUAUCAAAAUGCUUGAUUCGAAUUUCAAUAUACCAAACACAACGUAUACUGUGGAACUUUCCCACGAAUUUUUUGUGAAUAAGCUAACUAGGCUAGCACCUAUAGGACUACAAGCAGGAUAUUGGAAUUUCACAACUGGUAACAAGAACAAGAAUUUAUUUGAAUCUCAUGUAUUUAUUAAGGGUAUUUUAUGCGUAUUAAUUAUUUUAAAAUAUUUUUCUAUUUUGAAAAAAAAAAAAGAAUUUAAAUUGGAUGAAUACGCGGAUUCCGUUGAUGUCGUGCUUGGACUUACAGAAAAAGCUUCUACUCGUUUCAAAAAUUUAACUCAGGAGGAUAAAGCCGCAUUUUUAAAUCAAAUGUCAAUAGAUUUAACAAAAACUAUUCCGACAGAACCAACGAGAUUCAUUCCAAUUCAAGAGACUCAAAGUCAUGGUGGAAACAAUAAACUUCUUAUUUCCAUCAAGAUUCGACAGCGAGAUGAUCCAUUUAAAUUAAACGGAAGAAUGAUUAUCAGGGAUUUAAAUACUCUGAUUAAAAAUAAAGGGAUAACAGGGAUAUCCCGUUUUGAAUCAACAAACAUGCUCGAUGAAGAAUUCGGAAGCAUUAUUAGAAAAUCUGUUUCUGGAAGUUAUAAAGCUGAAAUCAGUUUUCUUGCAGCCUCCUUUGGAAUUCUUUUAUGCCUAACCUUUUAUGCAUGCUGUUCAAAGUUAGGACAGCAAAAUAGUAUUUUUGUCGCGAUUAAGAUUUCUUUGGCAACAUUGGAUUAUAUAUUUGAUGUAUGGUUUAUUGCGACUUAUAGUUAUGAUUUUUAUCCAAUUUUCGCUGUAAGUUUCCUCAACUUUGUAUUCGCGUGUAAAUUAGUCAAUGCAACAGCAGCACCGGGUACAGGAACUUUGGACAAAAUUAUAUUUACAACGCUUGGAUUAUUCAUUGAUACUGAAUCCUUUAAACUAAUAAAGGAUUGGAAUGCAAUUGUAAGUAAUGUUGAUCAACGUUCCUAUUGGAGUAAAUAUGUUUUUCAAGAUAUUCCACAAUUAAUUAUUCAGAUACUGUAUUUUACCUUUGCAAUUAAGUAUAAUGCCGUGAUCGUUAUAUCCUUAACACUUAAUUGCCUGUUGAUUUUCCAUAGUACUUUGAUUAGAAAAAUAACGAUUUAA